UAUUAUUCGCAGGAUGAAGAAGCUGAGACAAAAUCAUCGAUCGAAAUAAAUGAAAGACGACCAUUAGGAAAUAUUCAAAAUGGAUUAUUAGAAAGUAAUGAUCACACUCCGAAUCGAGAUGGUUCGGAUCUUUCUAUUAAAUCUGAAGCUUCAAAAGGAAUGGAAAAUACAUUAAUCCGACGCAAGAAAAUGCAAGGAAUAAAGGGAAUAGGUUGGCGGAGACGAGCAGAGCAAAGAAUGAUACGCAUGGAAGAACAAAUUGAAGAGGUCAUAAAAAUAAAUAAAAACGAUGAAAAAUUUGUUGGAAAUACGGUUAAUUUGGAAGAAUCCAUCGUAAUUGAAAACGGAGAACAGAUUACAAAAAUUCAAGGCGUGGCAUUCACAAAAUUAUGUCUGCAUCUCCAACAUCGCAGAAAAAUUUUAUUUAAAAAAGGAAGUGCUGAUGAUCUGGAAAUAUAUUCCAAAACCUGGUUAGCUCGAAGAUGCACCGAACUAUGA
Molecule: messenger RNA, 498 nt
Organism: Cotesia congregata
Lineage: Eukaryota; Metazoa; Arthropoda; Insecta; Hymenoptera; Braconidae
Source: the annotation of a GenBank genome assembly